AUCGAAGUGUGCAUUUUAGCUUGCUUCCUUAGAACACCAAAAUUGGCACACAGGCUUAUUUAAAAAAAAAAAAAGGAAAAGGAAAUGUCUUAUUUAUCCUUAGCUACUUCUUCUCUUCUAUGUGUUCUCUUGUUUUUCUUGUGCUCCUUGGAAAAGGGUUUCGCUCUCCAAAGAAGUAACAAGGACAUUGAUGAUGAUCAUAGUCACCACCAUGUUCGUCUCAGCUCUCUUCUGCCAUCACCUACUUGCAGCUCCUCUUCUGUCAAAGGUUCUAACAAAAUGAAGACAACAUUGGAUGUGGUACACAAACAUGGGCCAUGCUCCAAACUAAACAAAGCAAAGAAGGGCCCAACAUCACACAGUGAGAUUCUGAAUGUAGACCAAGAAAGGGUCAAAUACAUUAACUCCAAGAUAUCCAAGAACAAGUUGGGCCAUGAUGAUGAACUUGGAUUGAAGCAGUUAGAUUCUGCCACUUUACCUGCCAAAUCUGGAAGCCUUAUUGGGUCAGGAAACUACUUUGUUGUAGUGGGUCUUGGGACACCAAAAAAGGACUUGUCUCUUUUAUUUGACACUGGAAGUGAUCUCACUUGGACUCAGUGUGAGCCUUGUGCUAAAUCAUGUUACAAGCAACAAGAUGACAUUUUUGAUCCAUCAAAGUCUUCAACAUAUUCCAAUAUUACUUGCACUUCUUCACUUUGUACUCAGCUUUCUACAGCCACAGGAAAUGACCCAGGAUGUGCUUCAACAUCAAAGGCUUGUGUAUAUGGCAUCCAGUACGGUGACUCAUCCUUCUCUGUUGGCUUUUUCAGCCAUGAGCGGCUGACGGUGACCGACACCGACUAUGUGGACGGCUUCCUUUUUGGUUGUGGCCAAAACAACCAAGGCCUCUUCGGCGGCUCGGCCGGCUUAUUAGGCCUCGGCCGCCACCCUAUUUCCUUUGUCCAACAAACCGCCGCAAAAUAUCACAAAAUAUUCUCCUAUUGUCUUCCUUCCACCGCAAGCAAUGUAGGUUACCUUGCCUUUGGUGCUUCUAGAGCUUCUAGUUAUGUCAAAUACACUCCCUUUUCGACCAACUCGGCCGGCGCUUCCUUUUACGGCCUAGACAUCACCGGAAUAACUGUUGGGGACACCAAGCUCCCUGUUUCUUCCUCCACAUUCUCUACCGGCGGCGCGAUUAUAGACUCCGGAACCGUGAUCACCCGGCUUCCACCAACGGCCUAUACCGCCUUAAGAUCAGCAUUCCGACAAGGUAUGGCAAGGUACCCCAUGGCGAGCAGUUUGUCCAUAUUGGACACAUGCUAUGACUUGAGUGCAUACAAAACGGUAAUUUUCCCAAAAAUAGUAUUUGAAUUCGCCGGGGGUGCCACAGUGGAUCUCGCGGCGGCCGGGACAUUUUAUGUUGCUAGUGUGAAACAAGUGUGCUUGGGUUUUGCACCCAAUGGGGAUGAUAGUGAUGUUACAAUAUUUGGAAAUGUGCAACAAAAGACACUACAAGUAGUGUAUGAUGUUAAUGGUGGUAAGGUAGGGUUUGGAGCCGGUGGAUGCAAGUGAUUUUACAUCAUAUAAGGAGAGAUUCUUGCAUAAGUACAAGUUUAGGUGAAAACUCAGAUAUCAACUUCACCUAAAGUCGACUUCAUCUGAUUUUUUACCACAAGUUUAACAUAUCACUUUUGGGCAUACUCAUAAUAAAAUCGAUAAGAAUUUCAGAUAUUUCAAAAAUACAAGCAAUUGAUCUUAUAAUUAAGAUUAACGAUUAUAUUUUUGAAAUACCUGCAAAUAAUUUUCUUAAAUGGUUCCAUAAGUUUUAUGCAAAAUAUACUGAUUUAUGGAGUCCAUAAACUUUUAUUUGAGUAUGUCCGAAAAAAGUUUGUUAAACAUGUGUCUAAGCAAUGCAAGAACUUUUCUUAUAUCAAUGAUAUGAUGUUAUAGUUUAGCUACGGGCAAGUAAGGGAGAAAGGAAAGGAACCCCAAUUGCUCAAGGCAUUUUUUAUGAUUGCUAUUAUUAUAACAAUGAUGAUAGGUAGAAAUGAAAGGGGAAAUAAAAAACAAAAUAGGUAAAGUUUCAAGGUUUGGGGAAAAAAUAAUGAAAACAUUAGUUGCUAUAUGUCUAGUGGUUGAAAAAUAUUAAUGGGCAAAUUAAAGUGUAACUGUAACAUAUAAAUUGAAGUGGUUAAUCAUGGCUCAUGAAUCAUGAUAUAUAUUA
Molecule: messenger RNA, 2203 nt
Organism: Arachis duranensis
Lineage: Eukaryota; Viridiplantae; Streptophyta; Magnoliopsida; Fabales; Fabaceae
Product: aspartyl protease family protein At5g10770
Exons: 4
Coding region: 85-1551 (488 amino acids)
Biological process (GO): proteolysis
Molecular function (GO): aspartic-type endopeptidase activity
Source: RefSeq, a predicted model, not a curated record